UUGAUGUUUCAGCCAUGGAGCCCAAAUCUUGUUCCAAACUCAAGUUAUCAAUCAUGAGAUUCUAUCAAUAUAAAAGGCUAAUAAAGGUAAGUGGUGUUGUUUUAGCUGUGGGUUUGUUAUUGGUCACAUUUAAACUUAGGGAAGGUCAUAGGGUGUCUAAAGGGUCUUAUUAUACUGUGGUUUUUGAUUGUGGUAGCACAGGAACGAGAGUCAAUGUGUAUGAAUAGGUAGCAAAAGAUGCAAAUAAGAUGCAAUUUCCCAAUUUGUUGCAUUCUUAUCCUGAUAAUUUAACCAGUAGUUCACUUCUAAAAACUUCUUGUAAGUAUCACUAAAUGCAAACUGAACCAGGUUUAGAUAAGUUUGUUGACAAUUCAUCUGGUGUGAGAGAAUCUUUGGUGCCAUUGAUUACUUGGGAAGUAAAGAUUGUACCUUGCCAAAGGCAUAAGGACACUCCUAUUUUUGUUUUAGCUACUGCUGGACUGAGAAGGUUAGUAAUUGAGGAAAGUAGGCAGGUCUUGGAGGAUGCUGAAACUAUUGUAAAGGAACAUUCUUCAUAUAAAAGGAGUUGGAUAAGAGUGUUGAGUGGGAAGGAAGAGGCUUACUAUGGUUGGGUUGCCCUGAAUUAUAAAAUGGAGAUCUCUAGGAAUCAGUCCAUGUCCCCAACCUUGGAACUUCUCGACUUAGGAGGUUCAUCUUUGUAAGUUGUGAUGGAAGUAGAAACUCCUAUGAAGGAAGACAAAGACACCCACUUAAUGAGGUCAAGAUUUGGAUCUAUUAAACAUCAUAUUUCAGCUUACUCGCUGCCUGCAUUUGGCUUGAAUGAAGCGUUUGAUAGAUCAGUUAUUUUGCUCAGUAAUACGGAAGUCCUCAGGGAAAGCCCUGGGGGUAUACUAGAGUUGAGGCACCCUUGUUUUAGCCCUGGUUUCAUGCAGAACUAUACCUGCUAUGGUUGUUUUGGGCUAAAUAUUAGUGACAGGGAAAAUAAUAAUGAGCUUCACAAAGUUGAAUAUCCUUCUUUAUAUCUGGUAGGAGUUCCAAACUGGGAGCAAUGCAAAACACUAGCAAGGGCUACUUCUCUCAAUUUAAGUCAUUUGGACUGGCCAUCAAUUGCUGGAGAAGACUAUAGGUCAAGCUUGUGUAUUGAUAGGGAUAAAUACAAUCUACUUUAUACUUUUUUUUACUUAUGCUCUUCAAGUGGUGGUUUACUUAAUUUGACAACUUUUGCCCACCCAUCUGCCCAUUUUCAUGCCUUAUUUGGUUUUUUUGCUAUUUAUGACAAGUUGAAUUUGAGUCCAAAAGCAAACCUUACAAGGGUUUAGGAGAAAGGUCAGCAUGUCUGCUCAAAAUCUUGGGCUGAUAAGAGCAGUGUUUCUAAAAAGCAAAAUUAUACUGCUCAUUAUUGUUUUCGAGUGCCUUACAUGGCAUCUUUAAUCGAAGAUUCUUUGUGUCUCAAUGAUAAAGAGAUUUUCUUUGGUCCUGCAGAUGUUUCUUGGACACUAAGAGCUGCCUUCGUCGAAGGAGAAAAUCUAUGUACUUUAAAGUUACAUGUGAAGUUCAUGUCAUCUCCAAUAUUUGUAUUUGUUGUUCUAGUAUGCCUUUUAUUGAUUGUUUACCGUAGUCAAUUCAAGUUGCCUAUGCUAAGCAAGAGAGGUACUACUCCUAGAGCAUCCUUACAUUUCUACUUUCAUCAAAGACGCAGGCCAAACUAACUUUUACCAUUUUUUGCAAUAUUAUUUCAUUUAUUCUUUCAUUUUGAUAUCUAUAGAUUGUUUAUAAAAACAUUUAGUUUCAAGAAUAGAUUUUUU
Cannabis sativa is the source of this 1805-nucleotide messenger RNA. RefSeq names its product probable apyrase 7. Gene Ontology annotation, cellular component: membrane. Gene Ontology annotation, molecular function: nucleoside diphosphate phosphatase activity. Gene Ontology annotation, biological process: nucleoside diphosphate catabolic process. NCBI's taxonomy places the organism in Eukaryota, Viridiplantae, Streptophyta, Magnoliopsida, Rosales, Cannabaceae. The record is from RefSeq and is a predicted model, not a curated record.